Molecule: messenger RNA, 2682 nt
Organism: Schistosoma rodhaini
Lineage: Eukaryota; Metazoa; Platyhelminthes; Trematoda; Strigeidida; Schistosomatidae
Source: the annotation of a GenBank genome assembly
AUUCACAUCGCAUUCUGCACUAUUUGUAUACACGAGAAUCUGUCAACUAGUUUUGAUUUACUCUUGUCUAGGGAUUAAUGAACAUGAUUUCUCAACCAGUCUUAUCAUCAUCAACAUCCGGUCAUGGUCUUUCUAUAUCAGACAAGUUCACAACACCUAUAGUCUCACAACCGCCUUUAUUAAAUACUGUUGGUUUACAUGAUGUCAGUUAUGAAUAUUUACCGUAUAUUUUCAACAGUUUUCUCAAUCCAAAUAACCAGCAUCAUCAUCAAAAUGAUUGUAAUAAUACAUCUUUACAUCAUCAAUUAAUACCAAACAAUUCUGACAUUUUAAAUCUAAAUGCUCUUCAAAUACCAAUUUUUGAAAUGAUAAUUGCUAAUCGCAAUAAUAAAAUUAAUGAUUCUAUUAUAAAUAACAAUCCUAUGAUGAAUAUGACAUCAGUACCUAAGAAUUCUGAGAAUAAUUCAUCAUUUACAAAUUUUUCAUUAACAUCAUCAUUAACCAGAGCGAUAAGUUCAAAUGCAAAUUCAAUAGGUUCACAAAUUUUACCUAUUUGUACACCAUUACUUCAACUGGCUAUACGUCAUGCAUUAGCUGAAUGUUUUCCAAAUAAUAUACAAUUACAUAUUCAAGGAAGAUUAGAAAUAUCAAUGAAUACUAUAGAUAAUAAUAAUACUGAAAAUCCAAAUCAUAUUAAUACUACUACUAAUAGUAGUAACAGUAGUACAACUACUCUUUAUUUUAAUGAUACUUAUGAAUCACAGACAAAAUCAUCCAAUUUUUCAAAUGAAAACAAACAAGAAGAAAAUAAUAACAACAAUAAUCCAAUGUGUCAGAAAUUAAUUAAUCAACAGUCUACAACAUCCCGUCGUAAACCAUUAAAUCCUAGUAAAUGUUAUCCAUACGAUAUACUUUACAAUAAUCAUUAUAACAAUGAGCAGUGUGAAAACGACAACCAAAUUAUCAAUAAUAAUAACAGUAAUAAUAAUAGUAAUAAUUUCAAUUUACUACAUGUAAAUCAAUCAACGAGUCCAUUAUUAUCAACAUCAAGUCCAACAAGCCCAUCAUCUGAUUCAGGUGUAUUAGAUUUAUCACAUGGUGGUUCUCUAGCCGAUUCAGCACCAAUUACACCUUUAAAAGAAUUUCAAAUCUCUCAUUCACUUGGCAUUAGUAAUGAUAAGCAUAAUAGUAAUAAUAGUAACAAUAUAACUGAUGAUUAUCAUCAUUAUCAAUAUUUUAAUUUACAUGAUCAAUUGGAACAAUAUGAUUUACAUUGUUUUAAUCGUGAACAAGAUAUUUUAGAAUCAUAUAAAAAACAAUUGGCUGCAUUUAAUCAAAUUCAAGCUGUAUGGAAAAUGUCAACAUCAUCAACUAGUGAAAAAAUUUCAAAUUCUUCAUUAAAAUUUGAUCCUAAGAUAAAAUACAGUGAUAAUUCUAAUGACAAACAAAAACCGAAUUCUGAACCGAAUACACCUGCAAAGAUAGGACGUCGUACACGUACGAAUAUUGGUCAAACUGGACGUUUAACUUCAAUUCGACGUCAAAGUACCAAUCGUCGUUUUCCCUGUAAUCAAUGUAAGGAAGAAUUUCCAUCAUUACAUACAUUAGAACAGCAUACAUUAUCACAACAUGGCACUUAUAGAUGUCAUAUAUGUCAAGCUCAAUUUACACAACGAUCAAAUUUACAACGUCAUGCAUUAAAACAUGUCGGUUUCAAACCAUUUGAAUGUCGUGUUUGUUCUAAAGCAUAUUAUCGUAAAGAUCAUUUAAUGAGACAUAUGGAAAUGGGACAUCCAGGAUUUACACCAAGAGAUAAUAUCACUGUACAUUUAACAUCAUCCGAAAGUUUAGAUUAUUUAACUCGAUCAAAUAGUUUAGUUGAAAUUCAAUCAAUUCCAGAAAAUUAUGAACAACAAGAACAACAACAACCUAUGUUCACCGAUGAAACUUUAAUUGAAAAUGAAUAUUACAAUGAUAAUGAGCAUGAAAAUUUAGAUGAUACAAAUCUAUCUCCUUCACCAAUCAAUAAAUUACAUAAUGUUGAUUCAGUAUAUUCUCCCAUUAAAGAUGAAAUUAGUUUACCUUUACCAGAAGAACAAAUAAAAGAUUCAACACAAACUACACAAUGAUAAUGUUCCUCAGUUAGCAGCUAGAAUUUCAAUAAAAAUUCAUUGGUUCCCUGUUUGAUCAUUCUUCUUCCAAAUAAUACACCAUUGAACAUUUGAUAGAUAAAUAAAUAUUUAAAAAAAUAAACAAAAUCCGGUGAAUUCAUCUUCAAUUCUGUUGUAAAUAAAUUCAUGUCAUCAUCUAUUUUGCUAUUACAAAACUUUUUUUAUUUGUGUAUGAAAAUGUAUUUCCUCUUUUUUUAUUCUUCUUCUUCCUCCAUAUUUGUUUAUAUUUAAUAAAUAAUAAAGCAAUAACUAUUUUCUACUUUUGUAUUGAUCAAUUCAUUUGUAACUAUUCUGUUUUUUUAUUUUUCCAUUUUUACUCAAAAAAAGGCGUCAAAUCACCAUGACAACAACACCAUUAACAUCAACAACCCCUUUUUUGUACAUGUUUUAUUUUUUACCUAUCUUUUUUUCUAAUGAAAACUAAUACAUUCCGUUUUGUUUUAAUGAUGAAAAGAAAAAAUAUCCUAUUAAUGAAUAUAAGAAAAAAAAUAAAAUAAUUAUCUUUAUAAAA